This is a messenger RNA of Nymphaea colorata (pocket water lily), 372 nucleotides long. RefSeq lists its product as uncharacterized. The record is from RefSeq and is a predicted model, not a curated record. The coding region runs from base 1 to 372 and encodes 123 amino acids. The transcript has 2 exons. Lineage: Eukaryota; Viridiplantae; Streptophyta; Magnoliopsida; Nymphaeales; Nymphaeaceae.
AUGGGUCCAUUGGCGGGAAUUCGAAAUCAAUAUCCAUCGCACCCAAACCCCAGAGGGACAGAGGAGUGGCGGAUUGUCCCUGGGAACGAAGGAUGGACGUUCGAGGCCUUUGAAUUCCCGCCACCUCCUGCUGCUGAACGACCUUCUGAUGCUGAAGAUCCCUUGCAAUUGCCCUCCAUGGCCGAUCUUCUUCUCCAAGGCUCCAGCGAUUUUCUACGACGUCUGGGACGGUGCUUCCGUCGAAGAUGCCGCCGACGAGGGAGGAGGUGGCCAGAUGUUCCGGACGGGUUACGGGAAGCCCGUGGCCGUAAAGGAGUCUUCGACAAGGAGCGCGAUCGCCGUUCUUGGAGAGGGCGGAACACUAGCCGCUGA